AUGCCUCUCUACCCACCCAUACCAUACUCCGAACCCAACGAGCCCCUCCCUCCAAUCGAUGUCUCCUCCACCGACGCCAACCGCAGCUCCUUCCUCACUACAGACUACGACUCCACCAUUCCCCUCAUCCGCGCCCGCUUCCCCAACAUCGACCCCCUCUACUUCACCAAAAUCUUCCGCGGCACCAUCCACCCCGAAGGCCUAAUCUGGCUCGACGUCGACCGCCAAGACGCAUCGCCCCCCAACUUCUCCGACCUCGCGCACCUCCUCUACUGCUUCGAGAUCUACGGCCAGAUCCUGUGCAUCCUGGCGGAUCCGCGGGGAGGGCCGAAGGAGAUAGAGUUGCAGCGGGCGCUGUCGGAGUACCGCGUCCGGGUGCUGAAGUUGAGCAAGGUGGCCAGCUUCGAGAGCUUGAGGGACUGGCACAAGGCGUAUCUGGCGGCGCAGAUUAGGGAUGGGCAGGACAGGGUGGAGGGGUGGAGGGAGAGGAGGGAGGGGUUGGGGGCGUUGUUGAAGAAGAAGGUGGCGCCGGUGGAAGGGGAGAGUGGUGCUGGUGGGCAUUAUGCGACUCAUUAG
Letharia columbiana is the source of this 576-nucleotide messenger RNA. RefSeq lists its product as uncharacterized. The transcript has a single exon. The coding region runs from base 1 to 576 and encodes 191 amino acids. NCBI's taxonomy places the organism in Eukaryota, Fungi, Ascomycota, Lecanoromycetes, Lecanorales, Parmeliaceae. The record is from RefSeq and is a predicted model, not a curated record.